AUGUACCACUUCUGCAAAGAAAGCAAAUGCAUCCAUGAAAACGUAUUUUACUUGGGGGAGAGCGUGGCUGGGAAGCCCCGCCUGGAACGACACCAGCUGGAGCCACGUGCCCGCGGAGGGGGCGGGGAGAAGCUUUCCCUCCCUCCUCAGGAGCCGGCUCUGCGGAGGGGGCGGGGCCGGGGCGGCCCUGGCCGUCGCCCCGCCCCCUCCUCGCGGCCUGCGUCGCCGGCGGGUGCCCGGCAGGGGGCGGCCUCGCCUCCUGGGCCCCUCGCCGCGCUCCUCGCCUCCCGCUCCUCCUCCCGCGGCCCCGCCUCCCGGCCCCGGCCGGCCCCGCGCCCGUCACUCACCCUAGCUUGCACACUCACUCACACUCACGCUCGCCUCGCACGCUCGCCCUCGCCCUCCGCCCCCGCCUCCGCCCCUGCUCCCGCCGACGCCGCCCCCCCUCCCCGGCCCGGAGCCAGCCGGACCCCCAGGCCCCGCCCGGGACCCGCCGCCGCCGCCGCCGCCGCCGCCGCCGCCGCCGCCGCUACGCGAGGCCGGGGAUCGGGAGGGACCCGCAGGCCGCGCCCCCGACCCCGGCCUGGCCCGGCCCAGCCUCGGCUCCGACCCCGGCCGCGGAGGAGGACGAGGACGAGGAGGGGGAGGAGCCGCAGCACGGGGCGGCGAGGGAGGGAGCGGAAGGGGAAAGCGACCCCCGGCAGGCCCCAGACUGAGAGACCCGGGACCCCAGGGAGAGAUCCUGUCCCCCCCAGACAGAGAGACCUCGGCCCCAGGAGAGCCCCUAGCCCCAGGAAAGACCCUGUCCCACCAGACAGAGAGACCCCGGCCCCAGGAGAGACCCCGGCCCCAGGAGAGACCCGGGACCCCAGGGAGAGGCCCUGGGAGACCCUAGGCCCAGGAAAGAUGCUGUCUACCCCCCACAGAGAGACCCCUACCCCAGGAGAGACCCUGGCCUCCAGAGAGACCUAG
Messenger RNA from Phascolarctos cinereus (koala), 972 nucleotides. Lineage: Eukaryota; Metazoa; Chordata; Mammalia; Diprotodontia; Phascolarctidae. The record is from RefSeq and is a predicted model, not a curated record.